Lodderomyces pseudojiufengensis is the source of this 306-nucleotide messenger RNA. RefSeq lists its product as uncharacterized. Lineage: Eukaryota; Fungi; Ascomycota; Pichiomycetes; Serinales; Debaryomycetaceae. The record is from RefSeq and is a predicted model, not a curated record. Bases 1 to 306 code for a protein of 101 amino acids. The transcript has a single exon.
AUGUUAGUAUUCUAUCAAAAAUAUUAUACUCCAUUAGAUAGGUUUAUAAAUAAAUUAAAAAGAAAAGGAUUUUGGUUAUAUACUGGAAUGAUAGCAUUAUCAGUAUUUUAUUUAAUGUAUGAAAUAUCAAAUUUACCAAGUUUACCACCUCCUCCACCAUCAUAUGGAUCAAAUACCAAGGUACAAAAAGAUCAUCAUCAUACAAAAGUAACGAAAAUUACAAAGACUGAAAAAGUGAUACCUAAAGGUGAAGAUGAAGCUGAUCAACCUGAAGUUAUCGUUGAAGAGACUAUAAUUGAAAGUUGA